AUGAGCGCAACAUUGAAGGUAAUUAACUUCAUUCUAUUCUCGCUAGUGAUAAAAUAUGCAAAGUGCAAAUCAAAUUUAAGGAAUUACCAAACUAGUCCCCAAGAAGCACAAGAGAACAAUAACAUCUUUCAAAUCAAACUCCCAGCAAUUAAUUUGUUGCCACUUUCCAAUAACAUUACAAACUAUAAAAACUAUGAGGAAGAGGGAAAUGUUGGUGCAUGGGAUAAUGAUAAAAGAGAAUUAUCAUCAUAUUCAUUUGUCCCAUCGUUGUUAAAUUCCGUCUAUUUGUUUUCUUCCCUAUGUUUCAUACUAUGUUUGACAGGGUUGAACAAUCAUAAAACAUCCCAAAGGGGAAAUGUGCUAGGAUUUAUAGGAAUAAUAGCAGCAAUAGUGGUAACAUUCAGCCAAGUAGGAUUUGGAUUCAGAUAUGAAUUGUUUUUUAUAAUUGUAAUUCCAGCUAUAAUUAUAGGAUUAUUUAUUGCUCAUCAUGUAAGCAUGGUUCAGAUGCCACAGUUGGUUGCUUUGUUUCACAGUUUUGUCGGUUUGGCUGCAUUAUUUGUUGGAUUUUCUAAAUAUCAUUCUGAAUAUUUUGAAAAUUAUGAAAUGAGUACAAUACAUUUAGUUGAACUUUAUUUGGGAACAUUCAUAGGUGCUAUUACUUUCAUUGGAUCAUUAGUUGCAGCGGGUAAAUUAAGUGGAAUAUUAGAUAGUAAAUCUUUAAAAUUAAAAAUAAAAAAGUUCGUAAAUAUGGUAUGUAUUGUUAUUAUUAUAAUAGUAGGAUAUUAUUUUAUUCAGAUUAAAUCUAUUUAUUUGAAAACUUUUUGUUUGUAUGCUUCUUUUCUGGUGGAAUCAUUUCUGGGGUUCCAUUUAAUAUCAUCAAUUGGUGCUGCAGAUAUGCCAGUAGUUAUAAGUGCAUUAAAUUCUUACUCCGGUUUUGCUACAGCUAUCAGUGGAUUCUUACUUCAUAAUAACUUAUUAAUAAUAUCAGGAUCACUUAUCGGUUCUUCCGGAGCUAUUUUAUCAUAUAUUAUGUGCAUAGGCAUGAAUAGAGACAUUUUCAAUAUUAUAUUAGGUGGAUGGGAUGACUAUGAUGAUUUAUGUCGUGAGGCUAUACCUCAGGAAAAGAAACGCAAAAGUGUAAAUUCUACUACUCAUAAAUAUGUUGCUGAUAAUUUAAUAAAUGCGAAAAAUGUUAUAAUCGUCCCUGGAUAUGGUACAGCUGUUAGUAAAUGUCAAAGAGAAUUAGCUGAAAUUUGUACAAUAUUAACCUCGAGAAAUAUACAAGUAAAUUUUGCCAUACAUCCAGUUGCUGGAAGAAUGCCAGGACAUUUAAAUGUAUUAUUAGCUGAAGCAAAUAUUCCUUACAACAUUGUUAAAGAAAUGAAUGAAAUUAAUUUAUCCAUAACGAAUGCUGAUAUCGUCUUAGUAGUAGGGGCUAAUGAUAUAGUAAAUCCGUCUUCUCUAGAUCCUGCGAAUAAAAUUUAUGGAAUGCCAGUUAUUGAAGCAUGGAAAAGUAAAAAAGUAAUUAUUUUAAAGAGAAGCCUAAGUACAGGUUAUUCUGCUAUCGACAAUCCAUUAUUUUAUUUUUCAAAUAGUUAUAUGCUUUUUGGUGAUGCGAAACAUUCAACAAAUCAAAUUUUAACCUUUCUAAAUGAUUACAAUAAUCAUAAAUAUCCUUACGAUCCAUCUCUGGAUUUACACAAUGAUAAAGAAAAAAUUGAAGUACGUUCUUUAUGCUUCCCUUCGGAUGGUUCGUCUGAUUGUAGCUACGGAGAAUUAGAAGUUCUCGAAGAACUUUAUCCAAAGGCAAGGAGAAUCAUAGGAUUAGUAAAAGAUGAUAAUCUAGAAACAGAAGCACAAACAGAUGGGAACACCAAGUCAAACAUAGAACAUAUAGGUAACAGAAGAGUAGAUGUUAACCUAUCCAUAGUUCCAUUGACCCCGAGAUUUAUUCCAAAAUUAAAAAAAAUGGGUUUCAGAAUAUUAGUAGAAAAAAAUAUAGGAGAGAACAUAAUGAUUGAAGAUGAAGAUUAUGUUAAGUAUGGUGCUGAAAUAUCUUCAAAGGGUGAUAUUCUUAGACAGAGUAAUAUCAUAUUAAAAGUAGAUCCACCAAGCAAAAAUUUUAUAAAUGAAGUACCAAAUAAUACUGUUAUAAUAGGUUAUUUGUGGCCAAGUGUCAAUGGGAAAAUUCUCGAAACUAUUGUGCAGAAUAAAGAAAAAAAUAAUAUCACAUAUAUGGCAAUUGAUGAAGUUCCGAGAUCUACGCGAGCCCAAAAAAUAGAUUUUAGGAGUUCUAUGAGUAAUUUACAAGGAUAUAGAGCUGUUAUAGAGGCCUUUUUUAUGUUAUCAAAGUUUAGUAAAUCAUCUAUUACUGCAGCUGGAAAAAUUAACCCAGCAAAAGUUUUCGUUAUAGGAGCUGGAGUGGCUGGGUUGCAAGCUAUUAUAACUGCAAAGAGUAUGGGUUCUGUUGUAUAUUCACAUGACUCGAAAGCGUCUACAGAGGAAGAAGUAAAAAGCUGUGGUGGGAUAUUUAUUAAAAUACCAACAGAACAUGAAAAUAAAGACGAAUUAUAUACAAAAGAAGACAAAGUGAAUGCAAAAUAUGCAAAUUCCCAAUCUACAUUAUUUAAAAAAGUAAUUAGAAAAUGUGAUAUUUUAAUAUGCUCUGCAUGCGCCCCGGGAAAAACCUCCCCCAAAUUAGUAACGACAGAUAUGAUUAAGUUAAUGAAAAGAGGUAGUGUGGCUGUAGAUUUAUCCACAGAAUUUGGAGAUAAAGAAAAUAACUGGGGAGGAAAUAUCGAAUGUUCUGAAUCUAAUAAAAAUAUUAUUAUUAAUGGUGUUCAUGUAUUAGGUAGAGACAAAAUCGAAAGAAAUAUGCCAUUGCAAGCAUCUGAUUUGUUUUCUAUGAAUAUGAUAAAUUUGUUAGAAGAAAUGGGUGGAGGAUUACAAUUUCAUGUGGACAUUAAUAAUGACAUUAUAAAAUCUUUAGUUGUCGUAAAAGAUGGGAAUAUAUUAUACUCACCUGAUAGAUCAGUGGAUCAAUUAGAGAAAAGCGAAAGUGUAUUCAUAAUUGAACAAAAGGACGAUAUUCAACUAGUUUCUAAAAAAACAAUUAAAUGUUCUACGGGAGCACAUAUAACAGAAAAAUUUAUUGACUCUGAUCCUUUCUUUUACAUAUCCCUAAUAUGUGCAGUUAUGAUUACUUUAUUGAUUGGAACUAUCUUUUCUCAGUCGGAUUUACACCAUUUUUUUUUAUUCAUACUUUCUAUAAUCGUUGGCUACUUCUGCGUCUGGUCCGUUACGCCUUCCUUGCAUACCCCCCUAAUGUCCGUCACGAAUGCGCUUUCCGGUGUUAUAAUAAUAGGAAGCAUGAUUGAGUAUGGCAAUGGCUUCAAAAGUUUGAGCUCAGUCCUGUCAAUGAUAGCCACCUUUUUGUCUGCUGUGAAUCUUUCGGGGGGAUUCUACGUCACGAAAAGAAUGCUGGACAUGUUUAUUAAAUAG
This is a messenger RNA of Plasmodium gonderi, 3501 nucleotides long. Its product is annotated as pyridine nucleotide transhydrogenase. Lineage: Eukaryota; Apicomplexa; Aconoidasida; Haemosporida; Plasmodiidae. Bases 1 to 3501 code for a protein of 1166 amino acids. Gene Ontology annotation, cellular component: mitochondrial inner membrane. The record is from RefSeq and is a predicted model, not a curated record. Gene Ontology annotation, biological process: NADPH regeneration. Gene Ontology annotation, molecular function: NAD binding; NADP binding. The transcript has 3 exons.